UGAGAUUUAGAGUUAAAGGGAGGAGCUUCACCCAAACAUAAUGUAGAAACAUUGAGCUGGUCAGGUUGGGAUACAAGCUGGGUAAGUAACUGAACUGAAAUACUUCCAUCUUCCAACUGAGCUUGUAUAGUUAAAUUAAUUGAUGCUACAUUUUUGUCUUGAUUCCCAAAACUUUGUAGAGAUUGGUUUUGAAUUUAUGAACUGAGAAAGCAAGAGUGAAACUACAAGCUCUGUGAAAAUAGCUUUGCAUGUCAUUUACUCAUUCAGUGUUAAAAUGAAGUUUUAACACUUUUAACAUAUUUAUGCUUGGACCCAGAAAUAUUCCCAAAAACAGCUGAAACUGCAUUGGAACAAGUGUGAUUAUCUGAUCCUUCUGUCAGAUUUUUUUCUAUCUGCUUUAAGAAAAACAAGAUUUUAAAACAGUGAAACUAAAUAAGAUGGAUUUUUUGUGUGAUGUGGAAACUUAUGUAGUUUGUCACUGUAAUGUUAAGGUAUUCAAUUUCAGUGUCCUGCCAAACAGUAAUGAAACAGAGCCAAUCAAACCAGAAUUUUAUUAGAAAUGCAAAAAAAAAAAAAAAAGCUCAGUGAAAUUAUGGUCUUAAAAAUCACAUGUGCUUUAAUUUAAUUGAUAAGCGGGAAGAACAUUAUCUUGCCCAAGAAAACUGCCCAGUGGACUUUUAGCUGAUGCUGGGGUGCUCUCGUGUUUUCCCUCGUGACCUGGGACGUUGGAGUUGCGACGGCACAGUUUAUAACUGAGAUCCUUCCUGCCAUUAAGGAAGUUCUUUCAAGUGCUCAUCAAGAACUUGCCCCUCUUGAGUAAACACCAGCUCUGUUUGGGACCCUUGAUAGCCACAGAUUAGGAUGUAACAGGAACUUCCUUGCUGUUGCCGCCCUCCUAGUCAUUAGGCUCUACCAAAACCUAAGCACAUGCCAUUUGGAGAAACUGAGAGGAACUUAAGCAGGCUGGUGCAGACAUGGGCAUCAACCUUGAGAGGAUUCAGUAUUGGGGUAAGGGUUUUCUGCUUUUUCUUUCAAACUUUCCUUCAGUUUGUCUGAGGACAUCCCGGGAUGGGAAAAGGAGACGAGGAGAACAAAGGGCCAAAAACAAGAUCUUUAAUCCUCAUCAGAGGGAUUGGGUUGCACAUGUUGAGAUUUCAUAAGGAACAUGAAACGCCUUGGGCUCAACUUGUUUUCUCAUCUCACCACCAGUGGCACAUAUCUGAUAUUUCAGGCCUCAGUAGACCGGAUAGCGGUUCAGCCAGCCCGCCGACUUCCACAAGUAGCAACUUGUUGAGGAACCAUAGAGGAACCUGUUGUUAUGUUGUGCUCUCAAAGUGUGAACACGUGUGACAUAUUUUUCUUUUCUAUACCCUAAAAUAUAAACUUAAAAUCUGGGUGUAACUGCAGGAAUUCAGCAAUGUGUGAUUGUUUAUCUUAUUCUCGCUCAAAUGUGUUCUCUAGGCCAUCGCAUGCAGACAGGAAGAGUUCAGUCAUGACCUGAGGGUAAGCACCUGGGGCUGAAAGGAUCAAGGUCAUUGGAGGACAAGCCCCAUCACCGUUUUCUGAACGCCAACUAGAGGCUGACUUUUGACCCGCAGUUCCCCUUGUAAUGUCCUGGGACUUGUAAGGAAUUAGUCUCUACUGCUGUGACUUGUAAGGAUUUUUCAUUGUCAUGUAAAAUCUCACUGUGACUCAUAAAGUGGAGAGAGGGUGGUGCUAAAAAUGGACUGAGGACCAGAGGGUGCAUUUGAUCUGAGAGGGACAGGUGGGCGUGCAGAGGAUAGACCCCCAGAGACACAAGAGGCCAUCCCAGACACGGUGCCGGCAUCAUGGGGGAGUGGGGCUUCCUCAGCGGCCUGUUUGAUAACCUCCAGGCCCACUCGCCCAUGCUUGGCCGCUUCUGGCUCUUCCUCAUGCUGGUCUUCAGGAUCCUGAUCCUGGGCACCGUGGCCAGCGACCUGUUUGAGGACGAGCAGCAGGAGUUUGUCUGCAACACCCUCCAGCCAGGCUGCAAGCAGGGCUGCUACGACAUGGCCUUCCCCAUCUCGCAGUACCGAUUCUGGGUGUUCCACAUCGUCCUCAUCUCCACACCCUCCCUGCUCUUCCUCAUGUACGCCAUGCACCACCACAGCAAGAGGAGGGGCAGCCGCAUGAGCACCCAGGACUACAAGGAGGAGCUCCACAUGAGGAAGCUCUACAUCAUCAACGUGGCUUUUCGCAUGGUGGUGGAAAUCGGUGUCCUCGUGGGCCAGUGGUGGCUGUACGGCUUCAAGGUGGAGCCCCAGUUCCCCUGCAGCCGCUUCCCUUGCCCUUACACAGUGGACUGCUUCACCUCGCGCCCCGCUGAGAAAACCAUCUUCCUCUGCUUCUACUUUAUUGUCGGGGUGGUGUCUGCUAUUUCCAGCUUUGCAGAGCUUUGCUACGCCUCCAUAAAGUGGUUUUGCCCGACCAAGGAGCCUUUACCCCCAGAGCGCUCCUGUGUCUGCCAGAACCUCCAGAACUGGAAGCUGCAGGAAGCGGAGGAAGAUGAAAAACCACGAGGCAGGACAAUGUCCGAGAGCUUGCGGGGCAGUGUGAGGCUGAAGGGGGGCUCAGUGAGGGGCAGCAGCAGCAGGAAGGUCUGCAGCUAUGGCCACAAGCCGAGGAGCGGCAAAAACCUGAGUAGCAAGACGCUCAUGGUGUGAAAGGGCCUUGAUUGAAAUGUACACUGCAAAAGAACAAGUCAUUUGUCUCAUAUUCACUCUUGUUUUCCCUUCAACAAGUGAAAAAUGCCAGUGGGAUGAGAUAAUCCCACUUGUUUCCAUUGUUUCAGCUUGUUUCCACAUUUUUUUAAUCAGUCGUCAUUUUCUUUCUCGAUACUAUUGUGCUGCUCUGCUUGUUUCAACAUAUUUAUAUUUGUUCACAGAAAAAUAUCCUGAAACUGCAUUGGAAACAAGUGGGAUAAUCUCAUCCCACUUGUUGUUGCCAGAAUCCCACUUCUUUCACUUGUUUAAAAAAAAAAAAAAAAGCAAGACUUUAAGACUGAGUA
Molecule: messenger RNA, 3028 nt
Organism: Myripristis murdjan (pinecone soldierfish)
Lineage: Eukaryota; Metazoa; Chordata; Actinopteri; Holocentriformes; Holocentridae
Product: gap junction delta-3 protein-like
Exons: 2
Coding region: 1830-2684 (284 amino acids)
Biological process (GO): cell-cell signaling
Cellular component (GO): connexin complex
Molecular function (GO): gap junction channel activity involved in AV node cell-bundle of His cell electrical coupling
Source: RefSeq, a predicted model, not a curated record